ACUCUACCACCCCACCCCUGCCCGCCAUCAAUGCGGUCCAUAUGCGUGCGUCGCCUUAAAUCGGCCUACCACCCUCCUUCGCCCCCGCCGCAGCACGCAGAAUUUUCUUACUGCUGGCUGCUGCUCGCCAUUGCUGACCACACUCACAGCAGCCUCCCUCCCCCUCGCCACCGAAAGCUAGCCCGUUGCUUGCAAGCCUCGCCAACUGCCGCUAUAUAUACGCAUACAAGCGCGCGCCGCGCACGCGCAGCACGCAAUCAGAACAGUGGUUGCUGGAGAGCGCGCGGGCCGGGCAAGGAGCAAGGACGAGCAGGGUCGUCGAUGGUGUUCUUCUGCUUCCUGGUGGAGCAGCGGCGGACGGUGCGGAGCAGCAAGCCGGCGGCGGGGAUCUGCUCGCGCUGCGGCGGGUGCGCCAGCGUGGCGGACAUGGAGACCGCCACCAGGGUCUGCUACCUGCUCACCGUGCACCGCCGCACCUGGCGCGCCAUCAUCUGCACCUUCUGCGGCGCCAUGCUCAAGUCCUACCGCCACUACAGGCUCUACUGACUCUCGGCCGAUCGACGGAGUUGUUCGAGUCGGUGGGUGGUGGAGGAACGCGCGCCUUCAUUCUUCGCGGCUUGCUGUGAGGUGUAGUGAUGAGCUACGUACGGUACUAGCUAGUGAUCUGUUCUUCCUGAUGAGUCCUCCUCUAACUGGGUGUCUUGCUCGCGACUGCUACAAGCUAGAUUUUGUUUUUGUUUUUGUUUUGUUCCUGCUUGAUUAUGCUGCUGGGGUUUGCAGAUGGUUGUAAUGGCAGAGCUGCGUGUAAAUAUAGUUAUGUGUCAUCACUCAUCCA
Molecule: messenger RNA, 835 nt
Organism: Zea mays
Lineage: Eukaryota; Viridiplantae; Streptophyta; Magnoliopsida; Poales; Poaceae
Exons: 1
Coding region: 31-546 (171 amino acids)
Source: RefSeq, marked validated